UAAACGAAGUUUAAAGUGUCAAAUAGGUGGAAUUGAGCGCAUCCAUUUUCAUUGGCAGAGUAGAGGCUACACGCUGUCAUUUGAACCGUUGUCACAUUCUUUACGUUCUCAAAUUCUAUCACAAUGGGAAAAGUUAAGUGCUCCGAAUUGCGUACAAAGGACAAAAAAGAGUUGACCAAACAACUCGAUGAACUCAAAACUGAGCUCCUUGGUUUGCGUGUCGCCAAAGUUACCGGCGGUGCUGCAUCCAAAUUGUCCAAAAUCCGUGUCGUACGCAAAGCUAUUGCUCGCGUCAACAUUGUGAUGCACCAAAAGACCAAGGAGAACUUGCGCAAAUUCUACAGAAGCAAGAAAUUCAAGCCAUUGGACUUGCGACCAAAGAAGACUCGUGCUAUCCGCAAAGCUUUGUCAUCACGCGAUGCCAACCGCAAAACUUCAAAGGAAUUGAGAAAACUUUCGGUGUAUCCACAACGGAAAUACGCUCUCAAGGCUUAAGUGAAAAUCUUAUUUGAUAUUCGGGUUUUUGGAGCACUGAAAAAGUUUAUUUUUUUUUGGAUACAAAACAACAACCAACAUUUGUUUCGUCAUAGCAAACAAAUUGAAAUGAAUAAUAAGAUUUAAUCAAUCAAAUCUAAAGAAAA
Contarinia nasturtii (swede midge) is the source of this 641-nucleotide messenger RNA. RefSeq names its product 60S ribosomal protein L35 (gene RpL35). The record is from RefSeq and is a predicted model, not a curated record. NCBI's taxonomy places the organism in Eukaryota, Metazoa, Arthropoda, Insecta, Diptera, Cecidomyiidae. The transcript is spliced from 3 exons. Bases 124 to 495 code for a protein of 123 amino acids. Gene Ontology annotation, cellular component: cytosolic large ribosomal subunit; ribosome. Gene Ontology annotation, biological process: translation; maturation of LSU-rRNA from tricistronic rRNA transcript (SSU-rRNA, 5.8S rRNA, LSU-rRNA). Gene Ontology annotation, molecular function: mRNA binding; structural constituent of ribosome.